ACGAUGAUUGUGGUAUAUGACUCCAUUUUUUUUUUUGGUACUGUGAUGAUUAUCUGAAUAUCAAAAGAAGCAUUAUUUUCAUGUUUAUUCACCUUAACAAUUGAAUGUCAUGGCAAUGCAGGUUUUGGAGCUUGGAAUUAUUGUGCACUCCGUAGUGAUAGGGCUAUCCAUGGGAGCAUCUGAUAAUCCAUGUACAAUUAGGCCACUUGUAGCUGCUAUUUGCUUCCAUCAACUUUUUGAAGGAAUGGGCCUAGGAGGUUGCAUCCUCCAGGCGGAAUAUGGUAUGAAGAUGAAAGCAAUCCUGGUGUUCUUUUUCUCAUUAACAACACCAUUUGGGAUAGCACUUGGAAUAGGUUUAUCAAAUGUGUAUAGUGAGAAUAGUCCAACAGCACUCAUAGUGGUGGGAUUGCUAAAUGCAUGUUCAGGAGGUCUGUUGAAUUAUAUGGCAUUGGUGGAUCUCCUUGCAGCUGAUUUUAUGGGAACCAAAUUGCAGAAUAAUAUGAAGCUUCAAUCAUGGGCUUAUCUUGCUGUUUUAUUAAGGGCUGGUGGCAUGUCUGUCAUGGCUAUAUGGGCGUAAAUUCUUAAUCUUUUUCAGAAAAAAGGAAGGUGUUUUUGUUUAGGUUUUUUCGUUCUUAUUCUAAUUUUGUUUCCAUCAUCCGUAUGUAAUUAUGAGUAGUCAAAAAUAAUGUACAGUAUUUA
Messenger RNA from Lycium ferocissimum, 699 nucleotides. Its product is annotated as fe(2+) transport protein 1-like. Gene Ontology annotation, molecular function: zinc ion transmembrane transporter activity. Gene Ontology annotation, cellular component: plasma membrane. NCBI's taxonomy places the organism in Eukaryota, Viridiplantae, Streptophyta, Magnoliopsida, Solanales, Solanaceae. Bases 110 to 577 code for a protein of 155 amino acids. The record is from RefSeq and is a predicted model, not a curated record. Gene Ontology annotation, biological process: zinc ion transmembrane transport. The transcript is spliced from 2 exons.